Dacryopinax primogenitus is the source of this 2705-nucleotide messenger RNA. RefSeq lists its product as uncharacterized. Gene Ontology annotation, molecular function: lipid binding. Bases 118 to 2604 code for a protein of 828 amino acids. The transcript has 4 exons. Lineage: Eukaryota; Fungi; Basidiomycota; Dacrymycetes; Dacrymycetales; Dacrymycetaceae. The record is from RefSeq and is a predicted model, not a curated record.
GGGCGGUGAUAAAAGCCCCGCAUGAACCAUCCUCCCUCCCUACCUUGCAGUUGACCUGCAUCUACGAUUAAUCACUUACAACCUACUACUCAACUAAUACUCAACUAUACGAGAAGCAUGUCAAGCUUGCCGACUGCUUCGAAGGACGUGAGCGACCAGCCUGGGAAGAAUGCCGUCACGGAUCCUGUGAUGCGCGAGAGGAUGCAGAUGGAUGUUGACCGCAAGAUGCGCUUCUACGGUAUCAUAGAGGCCUUCCGGAACGGUAAGAUGCCCGACAACCAGCAGAUUGACGAGACCCUGCGCUACGUCGAGUCCCAGUCUCCGAUCGACGAAAGCCAGCUCUCGGGCGAAGGACGCAGGCUGAUCGCCGACACUCGUGAUAUUAUCGAGACCGCUCGGUUGAUCGUCAAGGAGAAGAAUGCGGAUGAGCUAUUUCAGAACUUUGUGUUUCACACGGCGUAUGUCGACCCUGGGAGGAGCAAGAUCGAGGGCGACGUACUGCCGGUGGAUACGCAAACAGUGAAAGCUGAUGGUCAGCAAGCUCUCGUACACCUUCGCACUCUCCUCACCCUAUUCCUUACCAACUCUGAAUUCCGCAAGCUGCUUAACGACGUCGGCCUCAUCGGGCGUGACAUGUUUGCCACGGGCGCUGCCAAGAUCGCUGAGGCUGCACGUCCCGAUGCGGAGCGCAUGGCUCAGGUAGAUGAUGCUGCACCUGCGGAUCAGUGGCAGGGCGCAAAUGGGAAGGUCCAUGGCCCCAACGAGACCCCUGCGCUGCAGGUCAAUCUCCCUGGUGGGAGGUCGAUCAUCCAGCACCCUAAGGAAGACUUUGGCGCUGGCGCGACAGUCCGCGAUAAGGACGGGAAGGAGAUGAGCGGUGCCGAGGCUGCGAACAAGGUCCAGGCAAAGAAGGACGAACUGGUUGAGCGCGGCACACAAGAGGCGCAAGACGUGCAGCGAGAGGUGAAUGGGAACACUACCGCUGACGAUACGAGCGCUCAGGCGGGCGUUGCUAAGCGGAGCUUGAAAGACAAGCUUCUGGGCUUGAAGGACAAGAUCCCGCAGGAACACAAGGAUCGGGUCGAUGAGCACAAGGACAAUGUGAAGCACUUCUUUGAGGAAAACUUCCCUGAAGAGCGGCGCGAUCAGUUCAUCUGGCGCAUGAAGAAGGUCGUCGUCGAGUGUCAAAAACACGAUGAUUAUCAGGGAGCGAUGAACUGGUUCCUCAACUUCCUGGAGACAUACCACGCGCACGGCAAGGCCCUCGCAGAGACGGGUGUACGGUCCGCCGGUCACGUCGCGGAAGACCCUGCCCUCAAACAGGCUGUUUUGGAGCUCCGUACCCUCCUCGAGCGCUUUGCGAACAAUACCUCGCUCGAUGGGAUCAUCAACGCAACCCAGGACCUGUACAAUGAUGCGCAGAACGACCCCGCUCUCCGUGCAUGGUUCGAGAAGCUCGACGCGUUCGUCCGUCGUACCCUCCUGCAACCCGCAUAUGUCCUCCAGCCUCAGUACAACGAAGAGGGGCGUGCGCUGCUAGACGAGGGCAAGGGCUUCUUCGAUGUGAAGUAUCGGGCCCACAAGGACAACCUCUUCGACCAGAUCGAGGCCUGGUUCGUUGCCUUUGGCGAAGAUAGGCUCAACAAGCGCUUCGGUGAGGACUGGAGUCGCCUCACCAAGGAUAUCCUAUUCGACGACGAGGGCAAUCUCGCUUUCAAGCCUCACCUGUGGAACGAUAUCCGCCAUGUCAUCCUUCCCCAGAUAAUCGAUCAAGUCGGUUAUAUCCCCAUUCCGCGUGUUGAAUACACAGAUCCGACAGUUGAUCUAGUCAUCGAGAACCUCACCCUGCAGGGUGCAAACAUCUUGCCAAAUAUCAUCGAGGUAGAAGCCCAGAACUAUGUCAAGUUCUCGCCCUACUCCACCAUCCCUGAUGUGCAUCAUCACGAGCUCAUCUUGACGCUUGGGCAGAUGCAGGCAGAUAUGCGCGAUGUCGCAUUCUGCUUCAAGAAGAAGAGCGGGUUCCCCCGGCUCUCCGAUCACGGUCUGGCUGAUGUCAUGCUCGGCGGUACCGGUCUAACAGCCACUGUGCAUAUCGCUUCCGCCAGUAAAGACUCGUCCUCGGUCUUCCAUGUUCAGAACGUCAACGUGAAGAUCGACACGCUCAAGUUUGCCAUCCGAGACUCCAAGCACGACACCUUGUACAAGAUCCUACGCCCGCUUGCCACAGGCCUCAUCAAGAAACAGAUCCAGAAGGCGAUCCAGGACGCGAUCCGUACUGGGUUGGAAUACGUUGACGGGCAGCUGGUCACCGUCCGCGACCGGAUGAACGAAGCCAAGGCACAGGAUGGCGUUUCGCGCACUGAUGUGCUGAAAGAGAUCUUCCAACGGAAGAAAGAAGAAGCGCAGAGCGUCAAGGAGAGGAAAAGCGAGUUCAAGAUUGACACCAGUCGGAACUCGAUGCUCCUACCUGAUGUAGGGUAUGAGAAGGGCUGGAUACAAAAGGUUUCUGAUAGGAAGGACGCUGCCGCUGCUGGCGAGGGCUGGCACUCUCCUGCAUUCUCGAUCAUCAACCCCAACGCGACGCUCAAAUCCCACAAAGUAUGAUUCUUUGUCUCGUGCGAACAGCGUCUGAUUUUCUUGCGAUCCCGAACACUCCUCUCUAUGGUAUGCUUUUCUGUAUAUAACUUCGGCGGUGUACCUCUACU